AUGUCCUCUCCGAUCAUCCCCACGAACGAACCCCAGAUCCAGGCAAGGAAUCCCUUUGCACGUCCGGGUCCCAUCCCAGAUUGGAGGUUGACAGGUCUUUAUGUGGAAAGGGCACCUUCGCUCGUAGCCAGAGACGAGGCAUCUUCAACAUCCUCGACUCCGGCUGUCACGACCUCGUGCGGGAAGAACGAUAACUCGGGCGCCUGCGAGAAAUACUAUGGUUCGGGUGGAUCCGACACGACUUUGCCCAUCGUAUUAGGUGUGGUGAUCCCACUGGGCAUCGCAUUGGUGGUGCUGAUAUACUUGCAUCGACGGCAUGUGAGAAAACUAAGACGUGAAGAUGCCGACGACCGACACAAGUCUCUGGAUUUUGGCCUGGAGGUCGCAAAGCAGGGAGGUGAAAAGCGGACGGGCAGGAAUAUUCCCGAGAUGUCGAUGGCUGAGGGCAAGGAGGUUGGUCUCAGACGAGGACGUGGCUUGUCGCUGGACAUGGGAGCCCACAAUCCAUACCUUCUGCCCCCCGAGCUACAGAACUCCCGGGAGUCGCUACACUCCCUAUCCCGCUUGAAUACCGGCGACGAUAAGUACCGCGCAACCGAUUUCAUUCCUGACGAUGGUUCCAUUCGGCCGCCUUCCAGCCUGAGAAGUCCGCACGACGAUUCAUCAAGCUUCACCGGCUCUUCCACCCGUCGAUUUCCAUCGGACUCGAAGCAGAGUCUACUAGCAAACGGAGCACCACCUUCUGGCCGAGCUACUCCAACAGAUUCGAUUUCUGGCAGUCGCAAUCCUGUACCGCCAGGCAAAAGCAACAACCUGCUCGCCCCCACAGUACCUGAGGCUGCGCGUGACUCUGUGGUCAGCACAACGAGUAGUAUCGGUGCGAUCAACGCUCUACGAGCUAGCAACAAUUAUCUUGGGCAGUUCAUCAGCGGAGGCACGCCUUUAACGAAAGAGGACUCGGACAAGAAGGAGCCCAGUACCUCUGUGAAUGAAGUCAACGUUGACACUCCGGUUGUUCACGUCCAGCCGCCUCCGCCUGUUCUCAAUAAGAACGCUCCGCCAGUCCCCCUCCUGUCAGCAGAUUCUGCUCAUGAUCAGAUGUCUUCCGGCCCCACUGUCACGGUGACUCUGUCUGAGGAUCGCCAGCCGCGGUUGCCUCAACUUAGUUUCAUUGACUCACAAGGUCAGAAGCAGCAGGCCAUCCAGACAGAGAAGCCUCGUCAAAUAGCACCCAUUACGUCCCAGAGUACACCUCAGCACUCUAACGCCCCUUCUACUGAUCUCGGGCUGCACCAAAGCGAUCAACAACACCACACACCGCAAGGCCACGCUCACACUCAAGUUGAGGAAGAGGACUACUACGAUGACUACGAAGCAUAUGGUGAUUACGACCAGCAGUACUACGACGAUCAGGACUAUCAAGAUUACUAUGAUCAUCAAGAGCAGUGGGGUCAUGAUCCCCGUCGGUCCAUGAUGGGUCUGCGACCUUUGCCUCCUGAUGAUCCUUCUGAGAACCCGGAGGACCGCGCAAACCGAAUCCGGUCUUUCUACAAGGAGUACUUCGAUGACAGCAAGAAUGUGAAUCAUAGCCAACAAGCACAAUAUUACGAUGGUUCUGAAGGAUACCAUGGCAAUCAUCACCAAGGUCACUUCCCCGAAGGCUACCAUGAUCAAGCGGCCUACCAUGCGCCUCGUGGGAUGUCACAAGCUGGCACCUAUGGCAGACAUCGGGCCACAAUAUCCAAUGGAAGCUACCAGACCGGUCCAAGAGCAUUCUCAUCCGCGUCUAGUCGGUAUGGCGGACCUCGGAUGCCGCCGCCAAAGAAACUGCCGCCGCCGGCAGCACUCAACCUCUUACCAACACCACACAAACUCAAAGAAGACACUUUCUUGCCCAUCGAUUUUGCGCCGCCCAAGAAAUACCAUAAUCAGAGAGCUGGUACUCCCGACAGCCUUCGAGGAGGAUUGAGGCCUUAUUCUCCAUCAGUAAGAGCGCAUAUCCCGCUAGUGUCCUCGUUUGAUGAUCUGGCUGUCAUACCAAGCCCUCAUCAACUGCGCAAGUCGGCUACGUUUACUGCAUUAGAUUUCGCACCCCCGGGGCGACUCAGAACGAAUGAUACCGCCAGUGAUGCUGGAAGUAUUCGCAGCAAUCGUUCAGGAAUCUCAGCCAUACACGCGCGCAACAUUCGCACCGGUGCUUACCGUGUCAGCCGGAUCCCCAAGGAGGUAGCAGGCACUAGGGACGAGCUUGCGGCGGCUUUGAGGCCACAGUGGGAUUUGAAUCGAUGA
Cladophialophora yegresii CBS 114405 is the source of this 2289-nucleotide messenger RNA. RefSeq lists its product as uncharacterized. Bases 1 to 2289 code for a protein of 762 amino acids. The record is from RefSeq and is a predicted model, not a curated record. NCBI's taxonomy places the organism in Eukaryota, Fungi, Ascomycota, Eurotiomycetes, Chaetothyriales, Herpotrichiellaceae. The transcript has 2 exons.